Molecule: messenger RNA, 1191 nt
Organism: Phialemonium atrogriseum
Lineage: Eukaryota; Fungi; Ascomycota; Sordariomycetes; Cephalothecales; Cephalothecaceae
Exons: 2
Coding region: 1-1191 (396 amino acids)
Source: RefSeq, a predicted model, not a curated record
AUGUCGAGAGAUGACGACAGUCUUGGUGGAUGGAACGAUGGGCAAUUCGAUCCUUCGUCGUCAAGGCCGCCCCCAGGGGAGAACGAGGCAGCAUGGGUCCUCCGGAAUGCCAACCGGCUGGGCAUAGACUACGAUUCACUCCCUCAGACGCCCUUCUGGUCGCCUCUCUUUGGGCAGGGGCAGGACUGGUAUCGAGCGAACAUCGCCUCCAAAGUCAUCGGCUUCUCCGUCCUACUCAAAAGGGAGCUCUCGCAGCAGGAAAAGGAUGCCGUCUCCUUCCAUGCCGCCAAGGAGUGCGCUACUCGUGCGCUGGAGCCGCCCGCGGCGGUCGUGGCCGCCUAUGCUUUCGAGCGCCGAGGACGUGAUGCCUUCCGAUUCCCCUUCUGGAAGCCGAAGCCCACCACGAUCAACCCAGACGUUUUCCCGGGCCAAAUAUUCACGCUGCUUAGAGGCAGGAUGGCCUGGUCUGCAUGGCACGCCACACGCUUUAGCUGUUAUGCAUUCGUCAGCCAUAUGGUCCUGUCGGGAAUUUUUACCUCAUACGCGAUGUCGGUUUGGGUGGCCAACAUGAAGCUGGAUCCCAGGUUAGCGACAUUGCGUAAGGCGAUGGAGGAGACGGGGAAACAGGGGCGCCUCGGACGCCGACUCGGAGAACAAGGGGCAGAUCCAGGAGGCUGGCAGUCCCCAUCCCAGGGCGAGGACCCGAGUAUGCAAGAUGCCCCGUAUCCGUAUGGUCAGACACCCGGGGAUGUGCCUUCUUCGGGAGGGCGCAUGGAGGCAGAGGAAACGCGCCGUCAAUCUGAGAGCGCAGCCCGGGCACGGGAUCGCGGAUAUCCCACGCCAGGCCCAGCCUACGCCUCGCCCCAAGACUCCGCGUCCCAGUCGCAGGACGAUGAUGCUCAUCUCUUUGACGAUGCGUCUCCCAUGGCACCGUCAGAUCGCGGCAAGAAUGCCACCACUUCAGCCUCGGGCGGAUCUUCUUGGGAUAAGUUAAGGAAUCAGGCUAUGUCAGGGGGAAACACUGGCGGUCAAGCCGGCCCGAGGAUUGGUCAACGGUCCUCUGACGGGUACACCUAUUCAUCCGCAGAUGAAGACAAGUCUUAUGCGAAGCAGCAGGCACAGAAGGAAUUUGACGCCAUGUUGGAGAAAGAGCGUCGCGGGGAGGCAGAUGUUAGUGGACGUCGAUUCUAA